AUGACAGGGAACAUUUCAAUGGUAACAGGCGCCAGCGGCUUCAUCGCCAGCCACGUUGUUCAACAACUACUUGAAAAUGGCGACCAGGUCCACGCCACCGUUCGCAGUACCAAGAAUAAAAAGAAAAUCGGGCAUCUCCUCGACAUGCAAGAACGAUGGCCAGACAGACUACAUUUAUUCGAAGCGGAUUUGCUUGUCGCGGGCUCAUUUGAAGCUCCAAUGCAGGGUUGUUCGGUAGUAUAUCACAUCGCCUCGCCGUUUUUCAUCGAGAACAAGAUUCGCGACGGCCAGAAGGAGGUUGUUGAGCCGGCUCUGAAAGGAACGCAGAACGUACUCGAGGCAGUCGAGAAAUGCGAGACGGUCAAUCUUGUGGUUUUGACAUCGUCUGUCGCUGCUGUCUUUGGCGAUAAUGCCGAUGUGCUGGAAAUGAAGAACAUGACACUCUCUGCAGAUUAUUUCAACACUACGAGCUCCGUCACCCACAACUCAUAUCCCUACUCUAAGGUGGUCGCUGAAAAAGAGGCAUGGAAACUGUACGAAGCCCAGUCAGAACCUCGACGCUGGAAACUCGUCACCAUAAACCCGGGGCUUGUCCUUGGACCAUCCUUAUCUCCAACCUCCGAAUCCGGUAGCCUGGCUCUACUUGACCAGCUCUUACGCGGACAGCUAUUUCUGGGCGUGCCUGAUUUGUGGUUCGCGAUCGCUGAUGUACGAGACGUCGCAACUGCGCAUACUCAAGCUGCCAGUGAUCCAGAUUCUCAUGGUCGCUAUAUCUUGGCCGACAAGACAUCGCAUAGUUUUGUUGAACUCGCUCGCAUAAUACGGUCAUUCACGCACUCCUUUAUGAUUCCGAAAAAUAAACUCCCAAAUGCCUUAGUACGUAUGUCUGGGCCAGUGCUUGGUUUAAGCCAGAAGUGGCUGCGACUAAACCUUGGGAUUCCAUUCGACAUUGACAAUCGGCGGAGCGUGGAUGAAUUGGAUAUUGUUUACAGGCCUCUGGAGGAGACAUUGUUAGAUCAUUACCGGUCUUGGAAAAGUGGCCAGGCAUCCAGGCAUUAG
Aspergillus melleus is the source of this 1059-nucleotide messenger RNA. RefSeq lists its product as uncharacterized. Lineage: Eukaryota; Fungi; Ascomycota; Eurotiomycetes; Eurotiales; Aspergillaceae. The record is from RefSeq and is a predicted model, not a curated record. Gene Ontology annotation, molecular function: oxidoreductase activity, acting on the CH-OH group of donors, NAD or NADP as acceptor. The coding region runs from base 1 to 1059 and encodes 352 amino acids. The transcript has a single exon.